UUUUUUUUUUAUCCCAAAAUAUGUCUAUGAUGGUUUGCUUUGCACGCUUAAACCCCCACCGUCGCCCCCAAAAUUCGAGCACCUUCCCUUCGCCUCUAGUGUGACGUUGGAACUUCUUUCUACAGCCAUCUCCGCACUUCUCCUUCUUCCCUCUCUUCUCGAGCUUGAUAUCCGCUUCUAUUGCCACUUUUUGAUCUCGAGUUUGCUUAAGAUGCAAUACUUGAGGAAUUCGAUAGUGAAGCAUUUGCGUCUGAGCUGGUCAUCACCCGGGCUACCAGAGUUUCUAGCAGCAGGAAGAUUACUCGAGGCACCGGAGAGGCUUUUUUGCUCAUCGUCAACCUCGGAGGAUCUCACAAAUCGCGUGCUUGAGGCGGUCAAGAAGUUUGACAGGAUCGACGCAAACAAGGUGACAGAAAAGGCUGACUUCAGAAAGGACCUUAAUCUAGACAGCUUGGACAGGGUUGAGCUGGUUAUGGCCAUUGAGCAGGAGUUCUCCAUUGAAAUUCCUGAUGAGAAGGCAGAUAAACUUGCUUGCUGUGCCGAUGUGGUCAAAUACAUAUCUGAAACUACGCAAGUGGAGAAAGACAAUUCCUAAGAGGCGACCACUCUUACUCUACAGUGCUGGAAAACAUUUUUGAGCUGACAUGGCUGCAUCUUUGACCAUCACUUCUGUUUUAUUGUUUCUGAAAUAAAAUGUAACUUUGCUUCCUUUGGAACACUGCCCCUGAGGUCUUGUCGCUACUUUAAAAUGCUUUGAAUUUUGCUUUUAGAGCAUUCAUGUUGUUCCAUUUGUCUUUCUUGUAGUACAAAUGUUCUGUUCUUCCUA
Molecule: messenger RNA, 826 nt
Organism: Zingiber officinale
Lineage: Eukaryota; Viridiplantae; Streptophyta; Magnoliopsida; Zingiberales; Zingiberaceae
Product: acyl carrier protein-like
Exons: 3
Coding region: 212-595 (127 amino acids)
Biological process (GO): fatty acid biosynthetic process
Cellular component (GO): mitochondrion
Molecular function (GO): acyl binding; acyl carrier activity
Source: RefSeq, a predicted model, not a curated record